AUGACGAUGAACACCCUCGACAACUAUAGAGCCAGGAAGGAUGAUGUCCGCAAGUUCAUCAAAGACAUCCACGACAAGAAGCCCUACGACCCAACCACCCAAUACCCGGACAUCGUUGCCUUCACCAGCAAUCAAGUCCAAUACAUCAUUAACAGCCACAACAACUUCAAACGCCUCGGGCCGAAGUCUCGCACUCACAAUGGCGGGAUCGUCGACUACUAUUCUGACAGAUACGGCGAGUGUUACUGUGGCGGGACCCGCAGCGCCGCGAUCACCGAUGCUAGGACGCACGCACGUGGUCGCGCCAACUUUAUCGCCGUCCAGCGCCUUCAGACUCUCCACUCCCUCUUCCAGAACAUCCUGAAUGCUCCUCUGUCCAUGGAGGCGCUUGAUGCCUUCUGUAUCGAAGUGGCUGAGGGCCAAGCUGCAUUCGUUGCCGAUCUGGAAAAGGAGUUGGCGGACUACGAUGAGGUCGUCAAGGCGAACUCGGAGCAUUAA
Molecule: messenger RNA, 498 nt
Organism: Vanrija pseudolonga
Lineage: Eukaryota; Fungi; Basidiomycota; Tremellomycetes; Trichosporonales; Trichosporonaceae
Exons: 2
Coding region: 1-498 (165 amino acids)
Source: RefSeq, a predicted model, not a curated record